AUAAUUUACACACUUCAAAAAAAAAAAGCUGCGCGCGCCACCUGUGUGAAGACAGUUUGGCACCCCAACGGCCACUUUGACAGACAGGCAAGGCUAUCCAAUCACCGCAGUCGAAACUCUAAUAACCCGAGCUGAGACGGCAGCCAAUCGCAAACAGGAGUGGGCGGGUUCCAUAGACGUAGUAGCGCAUUGUUAAUAAUAAUGGCGGUGCUGUAGAAAAAUCUGAAACAUAAACGUUCCACACAGAUGCAGGGUUGAGAUCGGAGAGACCCGACCAUGGAGUCUGUUCAUCCCAACCCAGCGCCGAUCCGGUGGGUGGUAUCGGAGAACCGGGAGGUCCGGAUCAAAGAGGAGCCUGUGCCGUGCUGUGACCCUCCCAGAGAGUCGGUCCCGGUGCCACAGUAUGGACUGGUCUACAUGCAGCAGCAGUACAGCAGGGUCCAGACUGAACAGAACCACACUACACAGGACCAAACCUACGUUCAGCAAGGACCGUCUGCCAGCGUCCCUUCAACAUACGCCGAAGGGAUCGAAGACCACAGGGGGUCCCAAAAUCCCGUCAUCAAAGAGGAGGCUUCGGAAACAGAGUGCACCCCCAGGCCGGACCCACCCCACCCCGGGAUCCUCCGAGUGAGCCGGUUCGACCUGGAGAGGGGCUCCACCCGGUUCAGAUUCCUCCGGGCCGUGGUGCGGGAUACGGAGCAGCGGCCCGUCCACAUCAAAGUGGAGGUUUACGAGCCGGGCGGAGACGUCAAGGAAGAGGAAGAGGAGCGGCAGUGCGACUCCGUCAACCAGGAGGAAGAGGCCUGCGCUCUGGAACCCGGGCAGAUCAAGGUGGAAGACCCGGAGCCAGAUUCUGUUCCCGAGACCCGGCGGUCGGUCCGAAUUGGAGAGGAGGCGCCUGAACAAGCUGCGGUCUCCAGCGUGGACAGCGGACAAGCUGCCCUCUCCAGUAUGGACAGUGGACAAGCUGCCCUCUCCAGUAUGGAAAGUGGACAACCUGCUGCUCUCCUUGGUAUUGGCCAUGAACAGUCUGUUCACAAUAUUACUAUUAAAGGGCAAACGUUGGUCUGUAAUUUCGACGACGGACUGACUUCUACCCACAGUGUUGGCGUUGGCUGCACUACUCUCCUCAGUUCGGACAACGGACUCACAGCUAUGCAAAAUACGGGCAGUGGACAAACGGCUGUUCUUGGUAUUGACGGUGGACAGUCUGUUUACAAUAUUGACAGAGGGCCAACGUUGGUCCAUAAUUUUGACAACGGACACACUUCUGUACGCUGUGUGGUCACUGCCACCCCCGGACAACGUUCUUCCCACAGUAAUCAGGCUGUCUCUCCACUAGAAAUGCCCUACAGUCGGGGGGAGGAAACUGUCCCUACUGGCAAGCUGGACGUUGUCCGUGGUGAUGCUGUCGUCACUGAAUCGGAAUCCGUCCUCAAUCAAUACUGUGCCCCUGGACUACAUGCUGUCAGUCUUCAAGACGGCCCUAAUUGUGUCUCACAACUGGCGUCUGCUCGCGUCAAGAAAGACGCCCCGCAAGAGGAAUCUGUCCGCAUAGAAAUGAAGGUCCCUCAAGCUGCAUUUGUCCAAAAGGAAGUCCACACUAAUGAGGAACAUCAACUAGACUCUACCAACACCAACAAAGAUGUCCCGCUUGUGGAAUCUGUCUAUACGGACCAAGAGAAGGUCCCUGACCCAAAAUACAUGCCCCCCAACAAGCUAAACGACGUCAACUCGGACAACAGUCUUCCACCAGUGGAAUCUGUCCACCAUACCGUGUCCACCCCUGAACCAGUUCCUGACUGCAGUGAUGACGUCUCUGCUAUGGACACUGAUCCUGCAGAGAAGGAGGAGGAGGGGGGUGAAAAAGAAGGCUCCCAGAUUUCCGAUGACCCCUCUGAACCUCGGACAGCCCGCUCGGAUGUGAUGACCCCCGACCCCCAUGGGGCAGACGAGACUGAAAUGGAAUCUGGCCUAGAAAACGAUGACCCUGGACCGGACCUGGUCGUUGUUGACAAGAAGGUCCACGAAACCGGAUCCCUCCACCCUAACGAGAAGACCUCCGAAGACAUAAAGUUCCCAGAUCCGAAGACUUUCGGCACCAACGCCCCUGAAAACCAGGAUGGUAAAAUCCUAGAAAAGAGAGAAAAGGCAGCCGGCCGAGAAGAUGACCCUCAACCGCAGUCUCUCCUUCGUAACUCUGAGACCCCCGAAGUGAAAUCCGCACACUCAGACGAGAACACCUCUAAAGAAGGUCAGGAAGGAAUCGAAUCUACCCCUCGCCCCAUCUCCGAAGCAAAACCUGCCCUCAAAAAGGGCAACCGACCCCAACUGCAGUCUGUUCAUCAUCAUAGUAAUAAUAACAAGACUCUCCCUGCUGCAAAGACUGACCGGGAGGGAGAUGAAGAUACUCCUUUAGAGGAGGAAGGAACGGAGAUGGAAUCCAUUCCUGGAGACGAACACGGACUCGGUGAUCUUGAAGAGCCGGGGACAGUUCGCACGUCGCUGAGAAACUCCUCGGAGGGUUUUGCAGAGGCUAAAACGGAAGAGAUGGCAGCCGAGCCUGCCGACGCUGAUGUGAAAAGCUUGAUCGCAGAAUCCCAUGCCUGCCCCCACUGCCCGACAGCUUUCCCCGCGAGUCAGGAUUUGGACAAGCACAUGAAAAAGCUGCACAGAGAAGAACGCGCCGAGAAACGCAGGACGAGGCCCGUGAGCUCGAGAAGGACUUCCUCACGAUCCAGACAGACGUCCCAGUCCCGGGCGCAAAAUCCGGAACCUGCCGACGCCGGCACGGACAAGAACCUCGGCAAACAUAGCUGCGCGGACUGCGGGGAACGUUUCCCCACCCCGAAAACCUUAAAAAAACACAGGGACACCCACCAGGAAGCUCAGUGUCAUCCGUGCAAGGAGUGCUCUAAGACUUUCAGAGACCCGGAGCUCCUUAAAAGGCACCGGCUGGUCCACGGAGAAACGGAGGCUGCUUACAAAGGCGUCCGGUCGGAGGGAUCGCGGGGGGAAGACCCGUUCGGUUUGGAAGCAAGCCGCUGGCGGAGGAAACACCGGUGUGCCAAAUGUGGGAAGCGUUUCCUCUACGCCGCCAACCUCAAGAAGCACCGUCUGCAGCAGCAUGAGGGGAAGCCGCUCCCCCACCAGUGCGGCGAGUGCGGCCGCGGUUUCAGAGAGCCGUCUCAUCUGAAGAUGCACCGGAAAAUCCACGGCGACGAGACUCCCGUCGCGUUCUGCUGCCCCGAUUGCGGCAAGGUUUUCAAAACCGCCAAACACCUGAAAAGGCAUCGGCUGGUUCACUCGGAAGACGCGCCUCCUUUCCAGUGCUCAGAGUGCGGGAAGAGGUUCCGGGAUCCGGAGCGUUUGCGGAGGCACCAGCGCGUGCACACGGGAGAGACGCCCUAUCCGUGCGACGGGUGCGGGAAGAGGUUCCGGUUUUCCGGAGAUCUCCGGAAGCACCAGAGGAUUCACACGGGGGCGAUGCCGUUCCAGUGUGCGGACUGCGGGAAGAGAUUCCGGGAAUCCAGCACCUUGAAAAAACACGAGCUGAUCCACAGCGGGGAGACUCCUUUCCAGUGCCCGGAUUGUGGGAAGAUGUUCAAUCAGGUCGGUAAUCUGAAACGGCACCAACAAAUCCAUGCCGGAUCAGCUCCUUACCAGUGCCCGGAGUGCCAGCGGUGCUUCAACCACGCGGAGAACUUAAAGAGGCACCGUCUGGUCCACGUGGGCGAGAACUUGCACCCCUGCCCCGAAUGCAACACCUCCUUCCGCAGCGCGGCGCACCUCAGCAAACACCAGGGGGAGCAGCACUCCGAAGGGCAGCAGCGGCGCCUCCGCGUCUGCGAGGACUGCGGUAAAAGCUUCAAGCGCGCUGGGGAUUACCACAAACACUGCCGGAUUCACACGGGCGAGAAGCCCUUCCCGUGUACGGAGUGCCAGAAGAGGUUCAACCACCUGGGGAACCUCAAGAAACACCUGCUGGUGCAUUCGGGGGAAACGCCCUUCGAGUGUCCGGACUGCGGGAAGAAGUUUAGCCAGAAGGGGAACAUGAAGAAACACAGGCGGACGCACAACGACAACCAAGACAAUGCCGGGAAGAGGAAGACGAAGAGGAAGAAGAAGAAAUAAUAAUCCUGCAACCGAGUUGUCAGAAAUCUCAUCAUGAAAACCAGGAUGGGAUCAUACUGCUGUGCAACGGGAGUCUUAACUUCCGCCCCUGCGAUUUUUGGAAAACCAGAACCCUCGCUAUCAUGAAAAAAGAACAAUGUCCGGAUCUAAACUUUCUGUUCUCACUUAUAUUCUUCUUCUCUUCUUCUAAUUAUGAAUGAGUCGUUUAGAAAAGCUACUUCCAGAGACUACGGGGGUGAACUCUGCAUCAUCAACAACUGCUGCUGCUGCUGCAGAGUCACUUCCAAUAGGAGCUCGUUUGUUUGACGUCUCGUCCGAAGGACGGAGCACAAGGAGGUUCAGUGACUUGCUCAGGGUCACACACACAGGGAGUCAGUGGCUGCUGCAGAGUCACUUCCAAUAGGAGCUUGUUUGUUUGACGUCUCGUCCGAAGGACGGAGCACAAGGAGGUUCAGUGACUUGCUCAGGGUCACACACACACAGGGAGUCAGUGGCUGCUGCAGAGUCACUUCCAAUAGGAGCUUGUUUGUUUGACGUCUCGUCUGAAGAUUUGGAUUUGGAUUUUACGAAUCGGUGAGGCCUCCUUAUAAAGAGAGGGAGGGGACCAGUGAUCAUGUUAAUAAAGCUAAUAAGAGGUGAGAGAAUGGAUUUUAAAGAUGGUCAGCGCUCCUUUUAAAGGGAGGGGCCAGUGACCAUGUUAAUAAAGCUAAUAAGAGGUGAGAGAAUGGAUUUUAAAGAUGGUCAGCGCUCCUUUUAAAGGGAGGGGCCAGUGAUCAUGUUAAUAAAUCUAAUGAGGUGAGAGAAUGGAUUUUAAAGAUGGUCAGCGCUCCUUUAAAGGGAGGGACCGGUGAUCAUGUUAAUAAAGCUAAUGAGAGGUGAGAGAAUGGAUUUUAAAGAUGGUCAGCGUUCCUUUAAAAGGGAGGGGCCAGUGAUCAUGUUAAUAAAGCUAAUAAGAGGUGAGAGAAUGGAUUUUAAAGUCUUGGUUAGUUCCAUAAAAGCAGGCCAGUGAUAAUGUGCCCAAUGAUAAUACAAGACAAGACCAUAGAUCUUCAUUAACACAACAUUUUUUUUAAUUUUUUUGCUCACAUUAAAAACUAGACUGGCUACACUUUCCAUUCUCUUUUAGACUGAAAGUGCAGAGAUGGGAAUCAGACUCCUAUCCCACAGCAGCGUCACCCAGUCCAGGUUUUACUACCAGCUUGAUCAGCCCCCAGUGUGUCUAGCUAACAAGCUCAGGUGAGUCUUAUUAUUAAACUCCUAGUGAAACCAGGACUGGAUCACACUGCUGUGCAACAGGAGUCUUAUUUCCAUCUCUGAAGCUCAGGUAUGUCAGGUUACAAGCUGAAGAUGUGUAGUUAUAACCAUAUCAGUUCUUUCUCCAGUAUGUGGAUUGUAUUUUUGUUAUCUCUGUGUGCAAUGUGUCUGUAUAGGAUAUUACUGCUGCUGUUUUCACAAUAUACCUAUUGAAGACUGAAAAUAAAAUACUACUACUACUAA
This is a messenger RNA of Acipenser ruthenus (sterlet), 5634 nucleotides long. RefSeq lists its product as uncharacterized. Gene Ontology annotation, biological process: negative regulation of transcription by RNA polymerase II; regulation of cytokine production; regulation of immune system process. Lineage: Eukaryota; Metazoa; Chordata; Actinopteri; Acipenseriformes; Acipenseridae. The transcript is spliced from 5 exons. The record is from RefSeq and is a predicted model, not a curated record. The coding region runs from base 277 to 4137 and encodes 1286 amino acids.